Messenger RNA from Pisolithus orientalis, 846 nucleotides. RefSeq names its product ATG16-domain-containing protein. Bases 1 to 846 code for a protein of 281 amino acids. Gene Ontology annotation, biological process: autophagosome assembly. Lineage: Eukaryota; Fungi; Basidiomycota; Agaricomycetes; Boletales; Pisolithaceae. Gene Ontology annotation, cellular component: autophagosome membrane. The transcript has 4 exons. The record is from RefSeq and is a predicted model, not a curated record.
AUGGCCGAGCCGUCGUGGCAAGAAGCAAUUCGCAUCCGACUCGUCGAACGAAAUGCUAAACAGACGGCAUUCGCGUCCAUCAUCGAGCAAUAUCGCAGACUUGCUCAGCAGACGAAGCUGCUCAAAGAACGCAACGCGUCACUCCUCAAGGCAGUUGGAUCUGUCCGCCCCAAUCCAUCUAGUUCGACUGUCUACAUACCCGGCACUGCUGGAUCAGGCGAAGACAACCCCGUCCGCGUAGCGUACAUCGCGUCUCUCGAGUCCCAAAUCUCGUCCCUUCGCGACGAGCUCGCCUCGGUAUACAAGACACAGGGUCAGAAUGCACAACGCCUCCUUGCCAUGAACGAGACCCUUCGCGAGAAAGAGGAGCUCUCUCGUAUCGACUCCGAGAACCUUCGCAAAGCUCGUGAUGACAUAGCCCAUCUCAGGCGCAAGGUAGACCAACAUAACGAGAUCAUGGCAGAGAAGGACCGCACGGCCCAGGUCCUCCAUGACGAAAUCAAUACACUCCAGCUCGAACUGGGCCAAAUCGAGGAGCGAAAUCAGAUCCUUGUUAAGGACAACGCCAAGCUUUUGCAGCGCUGGCUCGAUGACAAACAGGCACAGGCCAACAAGCUGAACGAGGCAAACGACCUCUACGAAGACUUGCGUUCUCGGCACCAAGCCGUGAUAAACUGGCAAGGCCAACCACAACCACAAAACACGCCUGCAGGGACCGCUUCGCGGAUAACAAUGGCAUCUCAGUCGGGAAACGGAGUGCGCGAGGGGGAGGGGAAGAAAGAGACGACGACAGCUGGGCAGCGCUCUCAACCGGAGACACAGCAGGAUCAGAGUCCGAAUGGCUGA